AUGGCGGCUAACACGCAGGAAGGCCCUUUGCUCGGGAUCAACGGGCUGAGAGUGCGCGGUGGUUACGUCUAUUACGUCAAUACGCCCGAGCGGCUGUCCUGUCGCUUCCCUGUGAAUCAGGAAACUGGUCGACCGCUGGGCCCAACUGAGGUCAUCAGCCGUGGUGCCUUAGUAGAUGACUUCGCCAUCAUUGCACACGGAGUGGGCUACCUAGCAGGUCUCAGGGAGAAUAUCAUUACCAGGGUCUUUCCGGAUGGAACGCAAGAGAUAGUGGCUGGGAGUCAAAAUUCUACCUUGCUGAUGACGGCCACGUCGGCUGCGUUUUGA
Penicillium samsonianum is the source of this 327-nucleotide messenger RNA. RefSeq lists its product as uncharacterized. The coding region runs from base 1 to 327 and encodes 108 amino acids. The transcript has a single exon. The record is from RefSeq and is a predicted model, not a curated record. NCBI's taxonomy places the organism in Eukaryota, Fungi, Ascomycota, Eurotiomycetes, Eurotiales, Aspergillaceae.